CAUUCCUUCAUGUCGCAGCUCUGCACCGAGCAGUGUGCGGCGCUUGGCCAUAGUCUCGCCGUUUUUCGCUGCGUACGUGCUCGUAUGUCGAGGACAGAGAUCGCGCGCGCGCCGCCUUAUCGACCGGGACGCCACUUUUAUCGACGCUAUAGCUGUCGAUAAAGCGACCGGUCGAAUCCAACGGCCUCGCGCUCCUUGUUGGAGGGUGUAGUGAGACGGCCGGUAGCCGACGCGCGCGAUCGAGCCGCGUCUGCAGCUCGAGAAGCCGCGCCGAUCAAAGUUCCGCGAAAGACGCCGUCAGCCCGCCUGCGACGUCGUCGUUCGGCCCCCACCGCCAUGGACGAGCCGCCGACGGGCUGGCCGUCCUACUCCGAGACGAGCAAAGGCAUGAUCGUGAUGCUGCUCGACGGCUACCGAUACCUGCAGAACAAGCGCCGGGGCGAACGAGUCUACUGGGUCUGCGACAGGUAUAAGUCGGCGUCAUUCGAGCGCUGCCCGGGCCGCGUGGUGACGUUGGGCGGUGCGCUGGUGCCGGGCGGCCGGCCGGCCGUGCACAACCACGCGGCGGACGCACAGCGCAACGCGCUCGAGCUGGUCAAAUCCAAGCUGCGCCGCAAGGCGCGACUCGACGUCUCCAAGAGCCUGGCGCAGAUCUACCGCGAGGAAGUGGCCGCCGCCGCGCCUCACCACCAGCAGCGGGUGCCCAGCUACGACAGGCUGCGGAGCACGCUCUACAGGGCGCGCCGCAGGGCCUGCAGCGCCGGCGUGCGUGCCACCGCAUCGGAGUACGUUUACAGAUACGACGACGACUGCUGCAUGGAAAUAGUGCCAGUGGAGGUCGUUGUCAAACAGGAGCCCUGCGAAUACAUUCUGCCUGAAGCUACCGAAGAACACAAUUUUAACUGCAACGAGUUCGCGCCAUAUCCAGGUGACUAUCGUUCACGUUCUGCUGCUGGCCUGGGGAAGUAUCACGUAUGGUGCUUCACAAGGCGACUUCAUCUUCCCUAGCAAGCUUUAAAGGUCGAC
Dermacentor silvarum is the source of this 1026-nucleotide messenger RNA. RefSeq lists its product as uncharacterized. The record is from RefSeq and is a predicted model, not a curated record. NCBI's taxonomy places the organism in Eukaryota, Metazoa, Arthropoda, Arachnida, Ixodida, Ixodidae. The transcript has 3 exons. The coding region runs from base 337 to 1008 and encodes 223 amino acids.